This is a messenger RNA of Cladophialophora carrionii CBS 160.54, 1038 nucleotides long. RefSeq lists its product as uncharacterized. The record is from RefSeq and is a predicted model, not a curated record. Lineage: Eukaryota; Fungi; Ascomycota; Eurotiomycetes; Chaetothyriales; Herpotrichiellaceae. The coding region runs from base 1 to 1038 and encodes 345 amino acids. The transcript is spliced from 2 exons.
AUGGCAAGUCUGAAACGCGUUCUCGACAGAUCCACGACGGGCACGUCCGUCGCAGAGAUCUUCUCUUCGGCCAUCCAGGGGAAGUCUAUACUUAUUACGGGCAUCAAGAAAGGUGGCCUAGGCGGCGAGAUGGUCGAGAUCCUAAGCGCCCACUCUCCAAAGGUGCUCGUUCUCGCGAGUCGCACGCCCUCCAAGAUGUCUGAAAUCAUCGAGGAGUGUAAGCCCAAGUCGCCCAGCACGACCUAUGUUCCAAUUGCACUGGAUUUAAGUUCUCAAAAGUCGGUCCGCGAGGCGGCGGCAUCGAUUCUGUCCAAUGCUCAGAUCCAGCAAAUCGACCUCGUGUUCAACAAUGCUGCCAUCAUGUCAAUCCCGGAGCGCCAACUAAGCUCUGAAGGCAUCGAAAUGCAAUUUGCAAUCAACCACAUUGGACACUUCCUUUUCACCAAUCUGAUCAUGCCCAAGAUCGUUGCAGCGGCCAAGUCGAAUGUCAAGGGAACCACACGGAUCAUCAAUGUCUCGUCCCGUGGAGCUGUCUACAGCCCCGUCCGCUUUUCAGACAUCAACAUUGACAAGACCAACGAAAGCUUACCGCAGUCGGAGCAACCUGCGUACGACGCCCUUGCCCAAACUGGCCAGACUGUCGACCCGAAUGAUAGUUAUAAUCCUCCAAUUGCAUACGGACAGUCUAAGACUGCGCACGUCCUCUUCUCGUUGGCACUUACCUCGAGGCUGUACGAAAAGUACGGUAUCCUCAGCUUCGGGUUGCACCCAGGUGCUAUCUUGACGGAGCUAAGUCGCCAUCUUGAGCGGGAAGAGUUCGCUUCGGUGGCUGAGAAAUUCAAAAGCCUAUUUGUAACCCUCGAUCAGGGGUGCGCCACAUCGCUGAGGGCCGGGCUGGAUUAUAGCUUGGGUCCAGCAAAUUACAAGACUGAUGGCAAGGAAUCUAUCUGGCCGACGCAGAUAUCGCAGAAGCUCCUGCCUGGGCGGGUGAUCCGAAGAUGGCAGAGCGGUUGUGGGAGCUCAGUGAGAAGCUGGUAG